Messenger RNA from Urocitellus parryii (Arctic ground squirrel), 1251 nucleotides. RefSeq names its product hydroxysteroid 17-beta dehydrogenase 14 (gene Hsd17b14). The record is from RefSeq and is a predicted model, not a curated record. NCBI's taxonomy places the organism in Eukaryota, Metazoa, Chordata, Mammalia, Rodentia, Sciuridae. Gene Ontology annotation, cellular component: cytosol. Gene Ontology annotation, biological process: steroid catabolic process. Gene Ontology annotation, molecular function: estradiol 17-beta-dehydrogenase [NAD(P)+] activity.
GUUUCUCUCUGUCUGUCUGGGAUUGUGACACCGGGCCGUCUGAGGAGCAGGGAGCAGGGAAUGAAUACAUUGCGUCCUGGCUUAGAGGUGGAAAGUCACUUAUUGAGUGACAGAGACUGACUGGCCGGGAAUGGCUGCGGGAACGCGCUAUGCGGGGAAGGUGGUGAUUGUGACCGGGGGCGGGCGCGGCAUCGGAGCUGGGAUCGCAAGAGCCUUCGUGGACAGUGGGGCCCAAGUGGUUAUCUGCGACAAGGAUGUGUCAGGUGGCCAGGCCCUGGAGCAGCAGCUUCCGGGAGCCGUCUUUAUCCCCUGUGAUGUGACUCAGGAAGAAGACGUGAAGACCCUGAUUUCCGAGACCAUCCUGCGAUUUGGCCAUCUGGAUUGUGUGGUCAACAAUGCUGGCUACCACCCACCCCYGCAGUGGUUGGAGGAGACCUCAGCCCAGGGAUUCCGGCAGCUUUUGGAGCUGAACCUUCUGGGGACUUACACCGUGACCAAGCUCGCCCUCCCCCACCUGAGGAAGACCCAAGGCAACGUCAUCAACAUCUCCAGUCUGGUCGGGGCCAUUGGCCAGUCCCAGGCCGUUCCCUAUGUGGCCACGAAGGGGGCAGUAACGGCCAUGACCAAAGCCUUGGCCCUGGAUGAGAGCCGAUAUGGCGUCCGAGUCAACUGUAUCUCCCCAGGAAACAUCUGGACCCCAUUGUGGGAACAGUUGGCAGCCUUAACACCAGACCCCAGGGCCACAMUCCAGGAGGGCACCUUGGCCCAGCCCCUGGGCCGCAUGGGCCAGCCAGCUGAGGUGGGGGCCGCAGCCCUAUUCCUGGCUUCUGAAGCCAGCUUCUGCACAGGCAUUGAGCUCCUUGUGACUGGGGGUGCAGAGCUGGGGUAUGGAUGUAAGGCUGCUCCGGGCACCCCUGUGGACCUCCCCACUUGCCCUUCUUGAUUGCCCACAUUUUCACUGGAGCCUCCCUGCCCAGCAUUUCCCACCCYGAACUCCAGCCUGUCCCAUCUACCUCCCAGGUCCAGACCCCCCAGACUUUAACCCACCUAGGAAUGCACCGGAUCACCCCUUCUAGUCCCCCAAAGGCAAUCUGCAGUCAGAAGGAGAACAUGAUUAUAUGUAUUUCCUGCCCUUUAUACAAAUGUGAGCACACSAGGGUUACUGAGCCCACAAGUUGCCUCCACCCUGGAGGAUGACAGUUCCCUGAGGGCCUUGAAGCAGGUGCCCCAGUGGCUCACGAAUGCCAGGUA